Ilex paraguariensis (yerba mate) is the source of this 240-nucleotide messenger RNA. Lineage: Eukaryota; Viridiplantae; Streptophyta; Magnoliopsida; Aquifoliales; Aquifoliaceae. The record is from the annotation of a GenBank genome assembly.
AUGAGGACCAUGAACACCUGGGACAAAGUACUGAUUACUGGGUAUGAACGACCCUCAAAGGAACAAGCAUACUACUUUAGUAAGAAAUUGACCAAGGAAGCUCAUCAAGCUUUAAAGCAAGAAAUUUUUGAUGUGAAAGCAAGUUGGGCGUCAUAUGGUGAAAGAUUCACGAAGGAGAUUAGUCCAACAUCGUGCGUACUGACUUUACCAGAUGGCUCGGAAAAUGAUGUGUUUAGCUAA